GUAGUAGCAGCUCGGAAAAUCCAAUGGCAACCUCGUAAUAGAGAUUGUGUAACGCAAUUGUGUUCCCUAAUUAUUUCUUUCUUCGAUUGGUUGAUCUGCUUCCGGGGCAUGUUGGUGUCGAUGAGGAUCACGUUGAGGGGCAUCCAGAGUGAGUUGUAGAGGCAAAAAGGGGAGUGCUUGGUGGAGAUUUCUGAGAUGGGUCUGUGAGAGAGUGUGUGAGUUUUGAGUUUGACUGUGUUGGAGGAUUGAGGGGUUAUGAGAGGCAUUAUUCCUUGGUGGGUUUUGUGAGGGGUGGCUUUGAUUUGCUUGGAUUUGAUAUGGGUGGGUGUUUUCCUUGUUUUGGAUCAUCCAACAAGGAGGACAGUGGUGGGGUGAGGGUGAAGGUGAAGGUGAAGGAGGUUCCCAACAAGGACUCUUCUUUUAAAGAAGCAGCUUCUGUUCUUCCUCAGUCUCAUCAUUCAGAUAAAUCAAAAUCAUCACGAAGUGGCUCAGAUACUAAGAAGGAACCACCAGUGCCGAAGGAUGGCCCAACAGCCCAUAUUGCUGCACAAACAUUUACAUUCCGAGAGCUUGCAGCUGCUACAAAGAAUUUUAGGCCAGAAUGUUUAUUAGGCGAAGGAGGUUUUGGACGUGUAUACAAAGGUCGCCUUGAGAGCACAGGACAAGUAGUUGCUGUAAAACAGCUUGACCGAAAUGGUCUUCAAGGAAAUCGAGAGUUUUUAGUGGAAGUUCUCAUGCUCAGUCUCUUGCAUCAUCCCAAUCUUGUGAACUUAAUUGGUUAUUGUGCUGAUGGUGAUCAGCGGUUGCUUGUUUAUGAAUUUAUGCCAUUGGGAUCUCUGGAGGACCAUUUACACGAUCUUCCUCCUGAUAAGGAACCUUUGGACUGGAACACUAGGAUGAAAAUAGCAGCUGGAGCAGCAAAGGGGUUGGAAUAUUUGCAUGACAAGGCAAAUCCCCCGGUUAUAUAUAGAGACUUAAAAUCAUCCAACAUCCUUCUCGACGAGGGUUAUCAUCCCAAGUUAUCAGAUUUUGGGCUGGCAAAACUUGGUCCAGUUGGUGACAAGACUCAUGUAUCCACACGAGUAAUGGGGACAUAUGGCUAUUGUGCCCCAGAAUAUGCUAUGACUGGGCAACUAACUCUGAAAUCAGAUGUCUACAGUUUCGGAGUUGUCUUCCUUGAACUCAUUACUGGGCGUAAGGCUAUUGACAAUACACGUGCACAUGGAGAGCACAAUCUUGUUGCAUGGGCACGGCCUCUCUUCAAAGACCGGCGAAAGUUCCCCAAAAUGGCCGACCCACUACUUCAAGGCCGUUACCCAAUGCGAGGACUGUACCAAGCACUUGCAGUUGCUGCAAUGUGCCUACAGGAACAAGCUGCUACAAGGCCUCUUAUUGGGGAUGUGGUGACUGCUCUCACAUAUCUGGCCUCACAGACAUAUGAUCCAAAUGCAGCCAAUCAAUCCAACAGGGUUGGCCCAUCAACCCCCAGGGUCAGGGAUGACAGAAGGAGCAUGGCAGAUGGUGUUGACAGCCCUGACCGAGGCCGGCUUGGCUCCCCUUCCACCCACAGAAACUCGCCUGACUUCAGGAAGAGAGACAGCAGGGAUCCGAGUGCUCUAACCGACUUGGCAAGGAGUGAGACCGGCGGUGGAUCAGGGAGGAAAUGGGGAUUGGAUGAUUCUGAAAGGCAGGAAUCUCAGAGAGACAGCCCUGUAAAUACUGCAAGAGCAAGAGAGAGUCCUUGGAACCGCGACCUGGACCGAGAGCGUGCAGUGGCAGAAGCCAAAGUGUGGGGAGAGAAUUGGAGAGAGAAGAAGAAAGCAAAUGCCAUGGGAAGCUUCGAUGCCACGAAUGACUGAGCAGACACCGGAACAAGGAAUCAGCUUGGUGUUGAUCCUGAGGUGAAGAGAUGAGAGAUAUGUAUGAUUGAGUCAGAGAGGAGAGAAUGUGUUGGUUUUCAUGUCUUGAAUCCAACUCUGACUGUUCUCCCACGUCAUUCUGGUAGUUUGUUAGUCAUCAUGUGAAGGAAAACAGUACACAGUUGAAAAACAAAAGGAAAAAAAAAAAACAAAAAUAGGGGUUGGGGGAAGUUAGUGUGGAUUGGGGUAUUUAAAUGUAAUGAUGCUGCAGAAUGAUGAUGAUGUCUAUGUACUAACGAUUUCUAGGUUCAUGUUGCAUAGAGCAGCAAAGGCGUCUAAUUUUUGGCCCCUCAUAUUUGCUUGUAUGAUGGGGGGAGCUUAGUGGAUUGCUGUCACACGUACUCCUACAGUAUCACUUCUGUUGUAUGUCUGAGUCUCUAUGUUUUCGGCUUAUACCACAAAACAAAAAAAAACAAAAAUUAUUUUCCAAA
This is a messenger RNA of Cajanus cajan (pigeon pea), 2350 nucleotides long. Its product is annotated as serine/threonine-protein kinase PBL27. Gene Ontology annotation, biological process: protein phosphorylation. Lineage: Eukaryota; Viridiplantae; Streptophyta; Magnoliopsida; Fabales; Fabaceae. The record is from RefSeq and is a predicted model, not a curated record. Gene Ontology annotation, molecular function: protein kinase activity; ATP binding.